This is a messenger RNA of Prunus armeniaca (apricot), 1425 nucleotides long. Lineage: Eukaryota; Viridiplantae; Streptophyta; Magnoliopsida; Rosales; Rosaceae. The record is from the annotation of a GenBank genome assembly.
AUGGAGUCUGCAAGUCAUGAGAAAGUAGGGCUUUUAGCUAGUUGGUGGGUUCGGCUAACAGCCAUGCCUAAUAUGAUUGCUUGCAAAGUCUCUGAGAUCGCAAAGAACACCAAAAAGCUUGGGCAAGAUGACCCUAGAAGAGUUUUUCAUUCUCUUAAAGUUGGAUUUGCACUCACCUUGGUCUCAUUAUUCUACUACUACCAGCCACUUUAUGACAACUUUGGUGUCUCUGCAAUGUGGGCUGUCAUGACUGUCGUGGUUGUAUUUGAAUUCUCAGUAGGAGCUACUCUUGGAAAAGGUUUAAACAGAGCAUUGGCAACACUGCUAGCUGGUGCUCUUGGCAUUGGAGCUCAUCACCUAGCUAGCCUAUCUGGGCAGAUAGGUGAGCCCAUAGUAAUUGGGUUCUUUGUCUUCCUACAAGCUGCGACAUCAACAUUUAUACGGUUUUUUCCCCAAAUCAAGGCACGAUAUGACUAUGGCUUGUUGAUCUUUAUAUUGACAUUCUCUUUGAUAUCUGUGUCUGGACUUCGGGACGAUGAAAUAUUGGAGUUGGCCCACAAAAGGCUGGCAACCAUUUUUAUUGGUGGCUCUGCCUGUGUGAUCAUUUCCAUAGUGGUUUGCCCUGUAUGGGCUGGCGAAGAUCUUCACAAACUCAUAGCUGCCAACAUUGAAAAUCUAGGAAGUUUCUUAGAAGGAUUUGGAGAUGAAUACUUCAAAACGUUAGAGGAUGCAGAGUCCAAAGAUGACAAGGCAUUUCUGCAAGCUUAUAAAAGUGCUCUCAAUUCUAAAAGCAGUGAAGAAUCCUUGGCUAAUUUUGCAAGAUGGGAGCCUGGACAUGGCCGUUUCCAUUUUUGUCAUCCAUGGAAGCAAUACCUCAAAGUUGCAACUUUAACUCGACAAUGUGCCUACCGGAUUGAAGCACUUCAUAGCCGCCUCACUGCUGACAACAAAGUCUCACCAGAAAUUCUUAAUAUAAUUCAAGAAUCAUGCACAAAACUGAGCUUGGAGACUGGCAAAGCACUGAAGGAACUUGCAGCAGCUUUCAAGGAAAUGACCAAAUCACCCUCUCCUGAAACCCACAUGGCUAAGGCAAAGGCUGCAGCCAAGUCCCUCAGAUCCUUACUUAAAUCUGGGCUGUGGGAAGACACAGAGCUCUUAGAAGUGAUGCCAGCAGCAACAGUUGGUUCACUUCUGCUGGAUGCUGUCAACUGCAGUGAGAAAAUUAUUGAGUCUGUUAAUGAACUUGCCUUUCUUGCAAAUUUUAAGACUGUUGAAGCCACAGUGUCACUAGAAAAAUCACAGUUGGGAAAACUUGACACCAAAGAAAAAAAUCCCAACAUGGAUGUUGUUGUUACAAUUGCAGAGGCACCAUCAGUUUUACCAGAAAAUGCGAUAAAAGUUGGUAGUCAACGAGUGGAAGUGUAA